AUGGCUGAGAGGUUGACAGCUAUCCAAAAUUUUGGUUUUUUGGUCAAAAUACCCAUAGCUGAGAGCUUGACACCUGUCCAAGAUUUUGGCGUGAGGCUGUGGUUUCCAGUUCGUGAUUUUCGUUCUUCUGUGGUUGAAGGUCUAUGUAAUUUUAUGGCGAGGAUUCCUGACAAGAUUAAGUCUAUUGAUGGAUCAAAAGAAACGCUUAAACUUGCUGUUAGGAUCACCGAUCUUUGGUUCGUUGGGACUCCUAACAAGUCUGAGCAAGCGAAGAUGGUUUUUGUUGAUUCUGAGGAAUUUAAAGAGAGGCUUUUAGAUUUAGGUGUUGAGGUGAGUCGAGUUUUGCUACCUGGCGAUCAAGCAAGCUCACAAGUUUCAGGGGGAAGUCAGCUAUCAUCAAAGGAUUCAUUUCUUUCAAAGGCUGAAGCCAAAACUAUUUUAGAAAUCAAUGCCAUUUCUGAGGAAGAUGUUUGUGUUACGGUGGGGACUAUUAGCAAAAUAGUCAUGGAUAACCAUUCAUGGUGUUAUCCAGCCUGUGCUCAAUGUCAUAGGAAAACUGACAUCCAAACAGGACCAUUCACAUGUGGAUGUGGCAAGGAUAAUGAUCAGAGUGUUCUGAGGUAUAGAGUUGAAGUGAUGGUUACCCAAAACAAUGAGAGUAACAAAUUUUUGCUCUGGGACCGUGAAUGUGCUGAAUUGAUUGGUGAAACAGCUGAUGAUGUGAAUAUGGUCAAGAUUGAAGAUGGUGAUCUUGAUUUGAAUGCUUCCCCUCAAGCACUUGACAAAUUGUUGGGUCAUGUGCUUGCUUUUAAGGUCGGGAUUCAAUCAAAAUUCAAAAAUGCAGUUGUACUUAGAUACUCAAAAGACCUGAAUUUGAUCAAUGUUGUUCUCGAGAUGCUGCCUGAUAGUGAGGCAUGUUCCAAAAUAGAUCCUUCCAAUGUUGAUUGCAAUGAUGCUACACAAGCUGAACGUCAAUCUUUGUCUGUCACAGCUGACCAUGAUCCGGUUGCGGGAUUGCCUUUAACACCCAAAAAGCGGAUGUCAUCUGAUGAAGCCGAUGAUGAGUUAGGGAGCUCUCAAAUUUCGCCAGCCCAACUAUCGUCUAACCAAUUGACAAGACAUUCUCAUAAGAGCUAA
Messenger RNA from Glycine soja, 1137 nucleotides. RefSeq lists its product as uncharacterized. The record is from RefSeq and is a predicted model, not a curated record. The transcript has 10 exons. The coding region runs from base 1 to 1137 and encodes 378 amino acids. NCBI's taxonomy places the organism in Eukaryota, Viridiplantae, Streptophyta, Magnoliopsida, Fabales, Fabaceae.